Messenger RNA from Colletotrichum chrysophilum, 1281 nucleotides. RefSeq lists its product as uncharacterized. Gene Ontology annotation, molecular function: serine-type endopeptidase activity. The transcript is spliced from 2 exons. Gene Ontology annotation, biological process: proteolysis. NCBI's taxonomy places the organism in Eukaryota, Fungi, Ascomycota, Sordariomycetes, Glomerellales, Glomerellaceae. The coding region runs from base 1 to 1281 and encodes 426 amino acids. The record is from RefSeq and is a predicted model, not a curated record.
AUGGUUCGCGCCGUUUCCACCUUCGUCGCGGCUCUGCUGCCCGCUCUCGGCCUUGCCGCCCCCUUCGGCCUCGGAGGCAGCUCCAGCUCUACCAACACAUCCGGCUCCUUCAUGGGUGUUCCCAUCUCCAACCUCGACGCCCUGGACCUGAUUCCUAACAAGUACAUUGUCGUCUACAACAACACCUUCGACGACGAUGCCAUCGACAUGAAGCAGCAGUCCUUCAUCUCCUCCAUCAAGAAGCGCAACAUUGGAAAGCGCGCCCUCGACGGCCGCGAGCUGUCCACCUCCACCAAGAGCUUCAAGAUGAACGGCUGGCGUGCCAUGACGAUGGAGGCCGACGACACCUUCAUCAUGUCCGUCAUGAGCGCCGACGAGGUCGCCUACGUCGAGCAGGAUGCCAAGGUCAAGCUGUCCGCCACCGUUUCCCAGACCAACGCCCCUCCCGGCCUUGUCCGUCUGUCUCACGCCACUGCUGGCGAGACCGGCUACGUCUUUGACCAGACAGGUGGCCAGGGUAUCACCGCCUACAUUGUCGACACCGGUAUCAUGACCACUCACUCCGAGUUCGAGACCCGUGCCACCUUUGGCGCCAACUUCAUCAACAGCGUCGACACUGACGAGAACGGCCACGGCUCCCACGUUGCUGGCACCAUUGGCGGCCGUACCUUCGGUGUUGCCAAGAACGUUAACCUGAUCGGUGUCAAGGUCCUCGACGGCGAUGGUGCUGGCUCCAACUCUGGUGUCCUCGAGGGCAUGCAGUUCGUUAUCGACGACGUCCAGAAGAAGAACCUUACCGGCAAGGCUGUCAUGAACAUGUCUCUCGGUGGCUCCGCUUCCCAGGCCGUCAACCGCGCCAUCCAGGCUCUCAACAACGCCGGUGUCGUCCCCGUCGUCGCUGCCGGUAACGAGAACCAGGACGCCGGCAACACCUCUCCCGCCUCCGCUCCUAACGCCAUCACCGUCGGUGCCAUUGACGCCCGCAACGACCGCAAGGCCUCCUUCUCCAACUUUGGCCAGUCCGUCGACGUCUUCGCCCCCGGUGUCAACAUUCUGUCCGUCGGCAUCACCUCCAACACUGCCACCAACACCCUCUCUGGUACCUCCAUGGCCUCUCCCCACGUUGCUGGUCUCGCCGCCUACCUCAUGGGUCUUGAGGGCCUGAACACCGUCAAGGCCGUCACCGACCGCAUCCUCGCCCUCUCCGAUGCCUCUGGCGCCACCGUCCAGCAGAACACUGCCGGCACGACCAACCGCAUCGCCAACAACGGCCAGCUCUAA